AUGGAUCCUAGAGUGGAUGGAAUUCUGACGGUACUUCAGGAAGUGGGAAUUUUAAUGGGUAGACAGACCGAAGAGCGAAAUGCCACUGUCGCUGCUGCUGCUGAGGCCGUUGUUGCCGCUGCCAAUGGGGCCAAUGGAAAUAACGGAAACCAUGGGAAUAAUGGGAAUGCUGGGAACCCAGGUCAAGGUCAAGUAAAUGUAAAUAGGCCGAUGUCUAAGCUGAUUGAGCAGUUUCUGAAGUUGAAACCCCCAAGGUUUGAUGGGAGAGACCUACGGUCGCCGCUUGUCGUCCUGCCGCCGUACCACCCCGGCUCCGCCCUAGUCGAGCCGUGCCACCGCCCGUCGCCGCUCGGCCUCCCUUGCCGGCCCACCCGAGCUGCACGCAGGUGUCGUCUCCGCCCGAACAAGCAGACGCCGCCCUUCACCCAGCCAUUGCUAGCCCCGCCACCGCGCGUCGUCUACCCAGGCUCGCCCGUCGCUGCCCCCGACCGCUGCCGUCACCCCUACCAUACCACCACCACCCCGACGGCCGCACACUUCCCCCUCCCUCUGUUUUGCCUCACCGACCUCCCACCUCUGCGCUCGUGCGUCCGGCCUGACGUUCGGCCGCCCUUCGCCGUUGUUGUCAUCGUCUGUCCAACCGCUCCCUUGCCCCCUGGCCGACUGCUUCUUGUGCAAGCAGUAGCUCGCCGCCGCGCCCUCCGCGGCCUAGCACCGCCCAGUCGCUGCGCCGGCCGCCGCUGCUCCCACCACCACCAACCCAAUUCCCGUCAGCCACCGUCUCCGCCGCUCAGCUCGCCGUUGCCGUCGUCGCCGACUCGCCCAGCAGCUCGCCGGCCGCUCCCCGCCCAGCUCGCUUGCCGGCCAGCUCGCUCACCAGCCCCGCUUGCCGGCCAGCUCGCUCACCAGCCCGGCCGCGCGCCAGCUACUCUCCAGCCGCGUCUCCGUCCGCCCAACCACCCAGCUGAGCCGAUGCCCCGGUCGUUACCGAAAGCCUACUCACCUGGCCGCUCGCCCGGCCGUGGCCCGUCGCCCGUCGUGCCCGUCGCUGUGCCCGUCGCCUUGCCCUGCCGCGGCCGAGCAUUUUACCCGUGGACGAGGGCCGUGCCGAGGACCGUGUCGAGCGCCGAGCCCGUGCCCGAGGACUGUGCCGAGCGCCGAGCCCGUGGCCGUGGGCCGCGCAGAGAAUUUUGCCAGUGGCCGACCGUUGUGCCGACCGCCAUACCGAGCCCGACGCCGAUCCGAUCGGUCAUUUUGCCCAUCCUUGGUCCCCAUUGGCUUGGAACCUAG
This is a messenger RNA of Syzygium oleosum, 1290 nucleotides long. Its product is annotated as vegetative cell wall protein gp1-like. Lineage: Eukaryota; Viridiplantae; Streptophyta; Magnoliopsida; Myrtales; Myrtaceae. The transcript has 2 exons. The coding region runs from base 1 to 1290 and encodes 429 amino acids. The record is from RefSeq and is a predicted model, not a curated record.